Frankliniella occidentalis (western flower thrips) is the source of this 2181-nucleotide messenger RNA. Its product is annotated as transmembrane protein 181. Gene Ontology annotation, molecular function: toxic substance binding. The record is from RefSeq and is a predicted model, not a curated record. NCBI's taxonomy places the organism in Eukaryota, Metazoa, Arthropoda, Insecta, Thysanoptera, Thripidae. The transcript is spliced from 5 exons. The coding region runs from base 57 to 902 and encodes 281 amino acids.
UGUUCUUUGUACGUUGUUGUUCACAAUCUCCCUUUCCCUCUCCUAUCGUCUUCCAGAUGUGGUACGCCCACGGGCUGCGCAAGUUCCCCUCGCACGAUUGGUCCAUCGAGCAGCGCUGGCUGUCCAUGCUGCUGCCCCUGCUGCUGUUCUUCAACGACCCCAUCUUCCCCAUGAUGUUCCUGACGAGCUCGUGGAUCCCCGGGCUGCUGGACGCCGUCCUGCAGGCCACCUACCUGUGCGGCCUGCUGCUCUUCUGGCUGUGCAUCUACCACGGCCUGCGCCAGAACGAGCGCCGCUGGGUGGCCUUCUACCUGCCCAAGCUGCUGCUCGUCGGCCUGCUCUGGCUCGGCGCCGUGGUCAUGGCCUCCUGGCAGAAGUGCAACGAGCUGCACGACCCGACCUACAACCACCGCGUGGACGCCGCCGACUACAACGGUUACAAGGCGUUCCUGAUGACGGUGGCCGGGUUCUACGCCGUGUACCUCCUGUACCUGAUGCUUCGGGCCUACACCGACCUGCGCUCUAUGCCCUUCUUCGACAUGCGUCUGCGCUUCCUGUCGCUGUUCAUGAUGAUGGUGGUGAGUGUGACGCUGGUGCUGGCCGGGAUGCGGUACGGCGCCGGCGUCCUGGAGGACGACUUCGUGUCGCAGCUCAGCACCACCUACACCAGCUCGGCGCACUUCAUGUGCUUCUACGGCCUGCUCAACUUCUACACCUUCACCAUGGCGUACGUGUACUCGCCGGCGCAGUUGCACCCUGCAGACCAGGCGCUGACCAAGGACAACCCUGCCUUCUCCAUGAUCAACGAGUCGGACGAGGAGCAGGUGCUCUACGGCUCGGACGACGAGUGCAGGCGGCCGCUCAACCUGUCUCGCUGCAACGACGCCGACGACAGCGACUGAGCGGGGUGCUCUGUGAAAAAUAUCUUCGUCAACUUUACAACAUGUUUUCUAUUUGUCAUUGACGGAAUUUGUUGUAAAUUUACGACAGCCCAUUUUUUCUCGCCUAUGAAUUCCAAGUCAAAAAGUUCAAUUUGUAAUUUUACAAAUUCAAGUUGUAAUUUUACGAAUUCAAGUUAUAAUUUUACAAAUUCAAGUUGUAAUUUUACAAGCUCUAUAUAACUUCAUGUAAAAUUUUCCUGUAAUCCUUAUUUACAACAAAGAAGUUUGUCACAGUGUGUCGAAGGUGAUGGAUGACGGCCGCUUGGAUGUUGUUGCCUCGGCGAGCCGUGUUUAUCGCCCGCCACAAAGUUGUGUGUUGAUGGAUAGUACUUAGCGACAUCGACGUGUCCGUUUGGAAGCGCGGGAAACUUUGAAAACACAUGGCUCGCGCGUUCGUUUGUGAGGUAAAAGAAAAAAGAUAAACGUUGAGGAAAAACAAAUCCUCUUGAUAGAAACUCUUUACUCUGUAGUGAUUUGUUCAUCUCAUGCCAGGUGUUGUCGUUAGCCUCAAGCAACACCAACGGGUUCUUCAUAAUGCUAACGUUCAAGCCAACGAUUACAUCGUUCUUAAGCUGUAGUUUUUCAGCGGUAUGUUCAGUAUUAUUCUCAUCAGUUUUUUUUGUCAUUUAAAAAAAAAAUAAUGUUAGUAAGGAUGGUGUCAAUUUUGCUUUUAAUUUCCUGUUGGUUUCGUUACAUUUUUUUGACUAAAGUGUUAUAUCUUAUCCUUAUCAUUAUUUUUCUUUUUUACCUUUCCCUCGUGUAAUGCGAGUUUAAUGACUCUUUACUUCUCUUGUACGGGGUGGCCCACAGGUUGCCCACUCGUUCGGCACAGUGCAAUUAAUACAAAGAAAUUGGGUUUUGGGGCACUGUGACACCCCGUAGACUGCCGCAGGAACUGUUUCCAACUGCAAUUGUUUCCAAUUAAGUAUAAUGUGAUCCCCGAAGUAGUGUGUAAAAGUGCGUGCGCGUUUGUGUGUGUGUGUGACAAUAGUGGUGAAUUGUUGGUCUUAGCGAUCGUGAGCUGAGACCCGCUCCAGAAUGCCGUUUGGAGUUCUUAACCACGAUUGGGUAUACUUUCGUUUUAUUUUUUAUAUCCUUCGAUGUGCAUAUCUCUGAAAUACGCCUUUGUUCAAGUCAGCGACUUGAACAAACUGCUCUCUCCUUAUCUUUCGUGAUUAUGCAACCUAUGUGAUGAAUGUUGAUAUAUUUUGCUAAUAAAUGUCUGUGCGAUCGUGUGUAA